UCCAUUCUAAUCCAUAUCAGCAUGUAUGGAGGAGGCCAGGUGAAGAAUUUAAUGAUAAUUGUCUUGUUCUAGCUAUCAAAUCUAAAGAGAUUAUGAUGUGGGGAUAUUUUUCUUGGUGGGGUCUCAACCCUUUUAUCCGUCUUUACA
Messenger RNA from Dentiscutata heterogama, 147 nucleotides. The record is from the annotation of a GenBank genome assembly. NCBI's taxonomy places the organism in Eukaryota, Fungi, Glomeromycota, Glomeromycetes, Diversisporales, Gigasporaceae.